Molecule: messenger RNA, 2072 nt
Organism: Carassius gibelio (silver crucian carp)
Lineage: Eukaryota; Metazoa; Chordata; Actinopteri; Cypriniformes; Cyprinidae
Product: phosducin-like
Exons: 4
Coding region: 112-825 (237 amino acids)
Biological process (GO): regulation of G protein-coupled receptor signaling pathway
Source: RefSeq, a predicted model, not a curated record
CGUAUUAUUUCUCAGAUGUAACCAUGAUGUCCAUGGCAUUAUUAUCAGAGACAGUACAUAGCAAAGGCAGGUAGUCAAAGCAAACACUCAGCUCUCCUAGGAGGAUUCAUCAUGUCAGGUUCACCUGAGAUUGAGGAACUACCAGCAACACAAACAGGGCCCAAAGGUGUGAUCCAUGACUGGAGAAAGUUCAAACUUGAGAGUGAGGACCAUGAAAGCGUCCCCUCCAACAAGAGAGAGCUCCUCAGACAGAUGUCCAACCCCAAAUCCAGUAAAGACGACACCCAGGAAAAAGUCUUGCACAAGAUGAGCGUUCAGGAGUACGAAAUGAUCCAAGAAGAGGAUGAAAGGUGUCUGCGUAAGUAUCGUAGGCAGUGCAUGCAGGAGAUGCACGAGCACCUGAGUUUUGGGCCUAAAUUCGAUGUGGUGUUUGAGUUGGAUAGUGGGGAGGCCUUCUUGGAUGUCAUCGAAAAAGAGCACCGCCUAACUCUAGUGGUUGUGCACAUCUAUGAUGAUGGGAUCAGAGGAUGUGAUGCUCUUAACAACUGCUUGACUUGCCUGGCAGCAGAGUACUCUACCGUCAAAUUCUGCCGAAUCCGAGCGUCUGCCACAGGGGCAGGUGAGCGUUUUUCAGACGACGUUCUGCCCGCUCUGCUGGUGUACAAGGCCGGAGAGCUGCUGGGCAACUUCAUGUCUAUCACAAAGCACCUGAAUGAGGAGUUCUUCGCCCUGGAUGUGGAGAACUUCCUAAAUGAGUACGGACUGCUGCCAGAGAAAGAGCUUGCAGCUGGCCCCGAUGAGGACGAGAAUGCUGACGUGGAAUGAUCGAAUGAAUUACAUUAGUCAACCUAGUUUCAGAGAUAGAUCUGAGUAGUAAUGAUGCUGUGACUACUGGGCCGUGGUGACUCCAACAAACACACACACACCUGUAGCACGUGAUUUACAGCGCUUAAAUACGUCAUAGUGUUGUCGAAGGCAUACAUUCAUGAUCAUUUCAUUUGCCAGCGUUCCCACAAUUUUUGACGAAUGAGUUUCCAUUCAUUUUAUGACCUUUAUAGUAAUUUGUGAUGACUUGAUAAGGAUUUUUUUCAAACCAUUCAAUUUAAGAUUAACUCCUUAAUCAUUAUGACUGAUUUAUGAAGCAGUUCGGCUGAUUUGCAGUGAAAAGGAAAAGACUUACAAGGAUGAUUUUUCAGAUCCACAGAGAAAUUCUCCUCUGUAUCGCAUCGCAGUGCUUUAUCUACUCAAGUUUAAGUGCUGAUUUCUCCUUUCUCAAUCCUGUUCCCUUGUCUGUCCUUUAAACUAUUAUAUCUGUAUAAAGGUAAAAAUGGCAAAAAAAUAAUAUUUAAAAAGACAAGGUAAAAAUUAUUCACUCACAAAUUGAACAUUAUUAUGAUUUGCUGAGAAGCUGAUGAUAUCUUUAUUAAUAAUAAAUAAUAAUGUACACUUACUGUUAACAGGCUUGGGGUCUGUAAUUAUUAUUAUUUUAAAUAAGAUAAUACCUUAAUUUAUUAGGUAUGCAUUGAACUGAUGAAAAUUGAUUAUAAAGACAUUGAUAAUUUUACAAGUUUUGUUUGUAAAAUUAACUAUUCAAAGUAGCCUGUAAAAACGCAGGCUUUGCACAAAAAUAUUAAGCAACACAACUGUUUUCAUAACUGACAUUAAGAGGAAGUGUUUUGUAAGCAUCAAAACAGCAUAUUAAUGAUUACUGAAGGAUCAUGUAACACUAUAGUAAUGGCUGCUGCAACAUUGCCAUCAAAGAAAUAAAUUACACUUUAAAAUACAUUAAAACUGAUUUGUUCAUUGUUUGCUCAAUGUGACUGUUUUAUUGUAUUUGAUCAAAUAUUGACAUUGAUCAAAUAAAUGCAGCCUUAGUGAGCAAAAUAAACUUUUUCUUUCAAAAUAUAUAGACUCAAAAUUAAAUUUCUCUGACAUGUUUCUGUAAUCUUCUGAGCAUGCUUAGGAUUGCCACAUGGAGCAAUUUGACAUGAAAGUCAAACUGUCACACGUUACUUGUCAUCCAUCAUGUAUCGAGCUGCUAUCUGCUUAAUGAAUAAAUUAUAUGAGAAAAA